AUGGGUCGAAGACGCAGGCCACGCGUUCAGCCACAUCCUCCAUCGGUGAGACCGCCACGUAAAAAACAAAGAAGACAAAAAACGAUCAAAGGAUCCAAAAAGAUUUUGUUAUCGUCGCUAUUUGCACUUAAUCCAGACGUCGUCUAUGCAUACCUGACCGACCCAAAACGCUUCAGUUAUUGCUUCGUCACGUUCUUCGUUGUGCUUUUACCUUGCUUCGCUGCGAUUUCGCUGCUUGCUUAUCGCUCAUUACUAGUCGUCGCUCAAAUAACAUACAGUGAAACCUGCAACAUGGAAACUUUGAUACCGUAA
Messenger RNA from Anisakis simplex (herring worm), 312 nucleotides. The record is from the annotation of a GenBank genome assembly. NCBI's taxonomy places the organism in Eukaryota, Metazoa, Nematoda, Chromadorea, Rhabditida, Anisakidae.